Messenger RNA from Stegastes partitus (bicolor damselfish), 2454 nucleotides. Its product is annotated as syntaxin-binding protein 4. The record is from RefSeq and is a predicted model, not a curated record. Bases 1 to 2070 code for a protein of 689 amino acids. Gene Ontology annotation, molecular function: protein binding. NCBI's taxonomy places the organism in Eukaryota, Metazoa, Chordata, Actinopteri, Pomacentridae. The transcript is spliced from 21 exons.
AUGUCUCUGCUGAAACAGCGGGGGAGAGAACUCGAGCGAUUCGACGGACUGUCGCUCAUUUACUGGACACUAAUGGGUCCAUAUGGAGUAGACCGAGCUGUUCAUUCCAUGGAGUUUACAGACUGUGAGAAUGGACUCGGAAUUAAAGUGAUCGGUGGAGUAAAGGAGCUAACUGGAGAGGAGUUUGGAGUCUACGUCAAGCGGAUUUUACCAGGUGGCCUUGCUUCAAGCGAUGGAAACCUGAUGCCAGGAGACCAGAUCUUGGAGGUGAAUGGGGACAGCCUAGUAGGCAUCACAAGUGAAAGAGCUGUGGACAUCUUGAGAGCGGCCUCUGCUACCAAUCACAUGCGUCUCCUCAUAGCCAGAGAUGAGGAAGCAAAGAGGGAAUUUGCUGAGCUGCUGGAGAAAUAUGGCUCCAACGGAAGCACAGGAUCAACACGCAACUCUCCCAUCCAGCAAGGAGGUCGCUACCUGGACAGCACAUCAUCUGGUUCUUCGUCUCGAUCCCAGAGUCCUUUGCUGUUGAGCCCAGCAGGCUCUCAGAACAUGUACAACAACAGUGGACCAAUGCUGCGCUCCCUCAGUCACCCAGGUGAAGGAGUGAUUCAGCUCAUUUCAGUGGCCCGAUCGAGCAGUUUAGGCAUCACCAUCGGAGGAGGCUCCAACAGGCCCGACGGCCCUGCGGUCUUCAUCCAGGAGGUGCUGUCUGGAGGAGACUGCCACCGGGAUGGACGUCUGAGACCUGGAGAUCAGCUCAUCGCCAUGAACAAGGAGUCUUUGAUAGGUGUUACCCAUGAGGAGGCCAAAGCCAUGCUGAACAAAGUCAAAUUCAGCCAGGAAACUGCAGUGGAGAUAGCCUUCAUCCCGGGUAAAGGACUCUUUCCAAGCAGCACGUCUCUCCAUAACGGAGUCCAGCGAGCCGCCGGAAACAGCUACAACUCGGGACGCUUAAAAGUCCACAUCAGAUCACCUGAGAUCUGUACCGAGGAGCCGGCUCCAGUGUCCUCACCGUCUCCUGACAUCUGUCCUCCAGAUAUUCAUAUUUCAGGUUCAACCAGCCAGAGGUCGCCAACAGGGGCAAAACCCAAGAUAACACUGGACCCAUACAUACGCCUCAAAUCAGACAAGUUAGACUUGGCUUUGUCCUUCCUCGGGUUGGAUGUCACAGAAGAGAAGAGGAAGAAGUUGAAACAAAGUCUGACCACAGACCCACAAGGCACCGUGGCCUAUGGAGACUUUGUGGAGGUAACCCGGAACAUCUUCCAGGAGAACCUAGAGGAGCUGGGUUUGGGAGCGGGUCCCUUCACGUUCUCCUAUCAUGAAGCUGCCAGUUUGAUGGACACGUCAGCCUUCCAUUCACCUACAUAUGAAUCAGAAGGCAGCUACAGCAGCGAAGAGAUGGAGCAGUUUCAGACAGAAGUGAAGCAGCUGCAGACCCAGAUGAAGCAGCUCAAGGUGAUGCUGAAGGACAUGGAGCACAGCAAGAAGACUCUGGAGGAGGAGCUGCAGAAGACCUCAGAGAAAGCCUGUUUGACUGUGGAAGAGAACACCCGUUUGAAGAGUCGUCUGGAGGCAGCCGAGGCCGAGGCGGUGCAGCGGCAGGCCGGCAGUGCUGAGCAGGACUACGAGGAGGUCAUCCAGCUGCUGGAGGCCGAGAUCAGAGACCUGAAGAACCAGCUGGCCAGCAAGAGACAAGCGCGAGGAGCAGAGCCCACCAAGGAGGAGGUGGUGGAGCUGAACAGGAGGCUGUCGGCCAUCGACUGUCAGCUGAGGAGGUCCGAGCAGAGCAGGAAACACCUGGAGGUGUCCAACAAGAAACUGCUGGGCUUUGCACAGAACGUCCACAAAGUGCUGACAACACCCACCCUGUUUGGAGGAGAAAGCGGGAGCAACAGGUCAUCUCCAGCCACGGACAGCCCCGACACCCCGACACCACUUCCUGACUCCGCCUUCCAGCUGGCCGUGGAAGCCAAAGAGCUGAUGGAGGGAGUGGGACCCGGCGCCGCUGAUGACAAAGCAAGUGCGUCAGAGGCAGCGUCGGUACCAGAUGUCAGCCCUCAUCACGUGUGAGCAACAAAGAGAAGAAAGGACGAAAGGGAAGGACCUGGGUCGGGCUGAAGAGGCUGAAAGAGCAGCUGGACCUACGACGGACUACAACACAAGAGAGCAGCGAGACAUGGCACCAUUCCGACUUCAGAAAACAACGACAUGGCUUCAACAAAUCCAAAUCCUCAGUCCACAGUGACACCUUUUAAUUGAUGACAUGUUUUAAUGCCAACACUUGCUCACGCAUCGAAUUAGUGUCUUCCUCCGAGAUGUCCUUCAGUCUCUCUGCAGGGUUCAAUCAGCCGAGACUCGAGGACUCUCGCCGUUUCAACGACAAAUCACAUGUACAGAAGUCUCUAUGAGAAGUGCUCUGCCAAAAAAACAACAAAAAAAAAACAACAUGUCUGC